Knipowitschia caucasica is the source of this 3585-nucleotide messenger RNA. Lineage: Eukaryota; Metazoa; Chordata; Actinopteri; Gobiiformes; Gobiidae. The record is from the annotation of a GenBank genome assembly.
AUGUCCCGGGAGCAGCCCAGCGUGGGGGACCUGCUGCCCCACCUGGAGACCUCCGACCUCCAGCAGCUCGACGAGAUCCGCGGCCUCAUCAACGAGCAGCUCUGCACCGAGCGAGGGUCCAUGCUGCUGAACGCUUUGGUCGACUACUACUUGGAAACCAACUCCGCCCAGGCCUUGCAUAUCCUCUGCUCCGUCAGAGAGCCGCACGAUAAGCACCUUUUGGAGAAGAUGAACGAGUGUAUGACCAAACAGAGCUGCCGGCUGCCCACCCUCACCCUCCUGGGCCACGUCAUCCGCAGACAGCCGUCCUGGAUCCACAAGAUGGCGCGGUACCCCCUGCUCCUGUCGCUGCUCAAAUGCCUCAAGACGGACUCGGACGUGGUGGUGCUGAUCACUGGGGUGUUGGUGCUGAUCACGUUGCUCCCCAUGAUCCCUCAGGCCGGGAGGCAGCACCUCUGGGAGUACUUUGAUAUCUUUGGACGCCUGGCCUCCUGGAACCUCAAGAACCCUGGCCACGUGUCGGAGGUCUACCUGAUCCACCUCCACGCCAGCGUCUACUCCCUGUUCCACCGGCUCUACGGCAUGUACCCCUGCAACUUUGUGUCGUACCUGCGCUCGCACUACAGCAUGAAGGAGAACAUGGAGACCUUCGAGGAGGUGGUCAAGCCGAUGCUUGAACACGUUCGUAUUCACCCAGAAUUAGUGACCGGAACAAAAGAUCAUGAAUUGGAUCCGACGAGGUGGAAAAAGUACGAAAUCCACGACAUAGUUAUUGAAUGUGCCAAAGUGUCUCUGGACCCAAAGGAGGCGUCCUGUGAGGAGGGGUACGCCACAAUGCCCGAGAACUUCUACCCCCAGGUCCACGUGAGGCCUCAGGAGUGCACAUCCAGCCCCUACGGAGACCUCCACAGCAGCUACGGGAGCUCCUCUUCGACCCCGUUCUCCACGCCACGGCAGCCGCAGCCUCCGCCCCUGUCCUUGCCCCCCUUCUCAGGGACGCUCUCCUCCUACCGCAGCCCACAAACCUCCAGACGCCAGAACUCCACCUGUGAACUCCACUCCUCCUGUGGCGGGAAGGACCCCCUGUGGAGCCCCUCCUCCAUGUGUGGGAUGGCCACGCCCCCUUCGUCCAGAGGCAUGUCGCCCAACCUGGAGCUGUCGCACAGCGCCUCUCAUCUGCCCAGCCGCUUCCACUGCACUUCAGGAGGGAAAGGCACUCCCGCCUCCAGCACUCCGGCCACCUCCUCCCCUCCUCCCACUCUGUUAGACGACUUCCCCAUCAUCUCCUUACCCUCGAACACGGUCCAGUCCAGUCCCCCCCGAAAGGAUCGAAAACAAGGAGAGAACAAACCUUCCCUGGUGCGUCAAGAACAAGUGAAGGAUUUGGAGAAGAGCGGAGAGGUCUCCAUAAGCCAAGAUGCAGGAGCAGAAGAGAACAUCUCCAUGACUCUGAACGAGCUGUCGGUUUUUAUGAAGAAACAGGAAAUGGAGCUUCAGCUUAAGCCGGAGAAGGAGGAGGCCGCCAUCACCGAAGAACUACGGAAGCUGACGGAGGACAAACAGGAGCCACAGGACAUGAGGGGCUUCGACUCGCCGUUCUACCACACGACAGAGACGCUGACGGGUUGCCAGGACAAAACCCUGUCCAACCCACAGGUCUCCACGCCGGACAAGCUGGACUCAUGCGGAGUGAGCGCGGCCCCGGAGAGCAGACCCUCCAUCCUGGACCAGUCGUGGCCCUUCCAGUCCUGCUUCACCCCCAUCGAGCACCACCUCCACCGCAGCCAGUCCGCCUCCGACGACGACACGGCCAAAUACGGCAUGUUCUCCCCCAGCCCGAGCAGCAAGACCCCGCCGGCCCCGGUCCCCUACGAGUCCUUCUUCGACCUGGCCCUGCCCCGAGCCGCCUCCCUGUUUGUGGGGAAGAAGACGGCGGAGGUGGUGGAGCGCGUGGCAGGGGAGGCUCUGGAGGACGGGGAGGAGGGGGAGGGGCUGACUUAUGCCUCGCCUCUGGAGGUGUUGGACCGACUGGUGCAGCAGGGAAGCGACACUCACGACAAAGCGCUGAAGAGAUUACCUUUGCCAAGUAAGUCAGCUGACUGGACACACUUUGGAGGAUCGGCCCCUGUGGACGAGCUGCACACUCUGCGCAGUCAGCUGCUCCUGCUCCACAACCAGCUGCUGUACGAGCGCUACAAGAGGGAGCAGCACGCCAUCCGCAACCGCCGCCUGCUCCGGAGAAUCAUCAACGCCACGGCGCUGGAGGAGCAGAACAACGCCAUGAAGGCCCAGCUGAACCUGCAGAGCGUGGACAUCUCCUCCCUGCGCGAGAGCCUCCACGUGGAGCAGCAGCGCUAUCGGCAGCUGUGGGACGACCGCGAGAAGGUGGUGACGCAGCUGCACAGUCAGAUCCGCCAGCUCCAGCAGGGACGCGACGACUACUACACCAAGAACCAGGAGCUGCAGAGUAAACUGCAGGAGUGUCAGAAGAGGAUGGACGAGCUGGAGGCGGAGCUGCAGAGAUCCAAUAACAAAGUCUGUCACACUGGGCACCUUCUCAACCAGAUGACCAUCAAGCUCAGCACCAGCGAGAGCACGCAGCAGCAGAUGAGUUUCCUGAACAAACAGCUGCUGCUCCUCGGGGAGGCGCACAAGCUCUGCAGGCAGAAGCUCCAACAUGCCGGCCACGACAACGCAAAGGAGACCCAGAUGUUGGCGGUGGCGUGUGGCAAAGAGGUGGCGGCGCUGCGGCUCAGUCUGCUGCAGCAGGGACAGAAGCUGGAGGCGGCGCAGCAGAGGGCCACCGAGCUGGAGACGCUGCUCACCAAGAAGGAGCACCUCAUCGCCGAGCAGAAGAAGUUCCUGGAGGACGUCAAAGGACAAGCAAGAGCCGAGCUGCAGGCCUCUGACAGCAGGUUCCAGGCCCAGAGGAGGAUCUCGCAGCUGCUUCAGACUGAACUCCUGCAGCUCUACAGCCGCGUGGAGAUGGACGCACCCAUCAGCACCUCCUCCAAGGCUCCAGCAGAGGGCAGCGCAGCCAAACACACUGCUGCUGGCGACAGUGUCGCGGCACCGGACUGUCACGGCGACUCUGCCGAGAUCACUCCCCAACAUCCACACCACUCUCCACGCGGCAACGGCAGCACUUUACCCCCCUCCAGCCCGCCCCCCGCCGGCCUGUCCACCUCCAUGAACGGCAGCCAGGACCCCUCCCUCCAUCACCACCACCACCACUCCUCCGCUCUGCUCCUGGACCCGGGCCCGCCCCUCACCGUCGGUUCUUACCCCAGCGCCAAAAGCUUCUUGGGCAUGAGGGCGCGCGAGCUCUUCCGCAACAAGAGCGAGAGCCAGUGCGAGGAGGAGCAGCCGCCACCGCGCCUGUCUGGCCUGGCGCACGGCUUGAAGACUGACCUGUGCGUGGAGCCCUCCCCCAGCCAGACCCCCAAAGCUAACGUCACUGUGCCCGCCAGGCCCCGAGCGGGGAGCCAGGAGAGCCCGCGGAGGAGGGCCACGCACGCCCGUCCGCGGCAACAGCAGCUAAAGAUCAUGGACUACAACGAGACAUCGCAUCAUGAGCACAGUUAA